Galdieria sulphuraria is the source of this 548-nucleotide messenger RNA. Its product is annotated as senescence-associated protein Din1-like protein. NCBI's taxonomy places the organism in Eukaryota, Rhodophyta, Bangiophyceae, Galdieriales, Galdieriaceae. The transcript has 2 exons. Bases 50 to 400 code for a protein of 116 amino acids. The record is from RefSeq and is a predicted model, not a curated record.
CCUUAUCAUUUCUUCUUCUAUUGAUUUUGUUGUUAUUGAAGAAUUGAUGAUGUCAGUAGAAGUAGUCUCACCUCGAGAAGCUCAAAAGCGUUGUAAAGAAGAAGGUUGGAAGCUUGUCGAUGUUAGAACUAUCGAGGAAUAUAAUCAAGGGCAUCCAAGUGGCAGUCGUUGCAUUCCGUAUAUGAUUAAAGAAGGAGGAGAAAUGAAACCCAAUAGUUCGUUUCUUUCGGAAGUAAAAAAGGUCUUCCAACCGGAUGAUAAAAUUCUUAUUUCUUGUCAAAGCGGUAGACGUUCUUCGAUGGCAGCAAAGGUCUUGAAAGAGGCUGGAUAUUCUCACUUGGCUGAUGUAGACGGUGGAUUUUCCAAGUGGUGUAGUGAAAAACUUGAUAUUGAAAAGUAGUGAAAAAUAAAGAGUCCUCGGGACAAGUUGUGUGUUGGUGGAGGGAAAUGAAACGAUGCUUGGAAAGUUGAGCAACGAUGUUGACCAACUUGCCUAUUGUAACUCUAUCCUUUUUUCCUCACAGUAUAAGAAACCACUAAGAAAUAGA